AUGAAUGAAUUUACAUUACUGGGACAUAGCUCAACAAAGUUCAAUAUGACUUCAUCCUCGGCGAUUGUUGCAGGGUUUUCUCAGGAUGUUCACAAUUUUGCAUUUCAAACUAAUUUUGCACAGAAAAAUGCAGUCGAUAUAUAUCCAUUGGAUGCUGCCAACGAUUAUAGCGUCAAUAGCUCUUUGGUGAGCCAUAUUGAUUACGAAAGUAAUGAAUUGAAAGCUUCUGAGGUUAUAUUUUCAGGCUGGUGCAACCUUUCGUCUAAAGAGUCAGGCAAGAAGACCAAAAGGAAACGUGACGACGAAAAGAAUAACAUUACCGAAGAAGGAACCUAUACCGAGAACUUUUACGUCAAUGUUUUCUCCAGUGGUAAAGUUGUAGUUUUCUCGUCAGGUGGUAAACAAAUAGUGAAUAUCAUCCAAUUGAAGCAAGAGCUGAGUUAUGCCGAUACUGUAGGUUCUCAUGUGUGGAUUCUCGAUAGCGGUAAGAUCAUAAAAAAAUUUCAAUAUAAUCAAAGUAAAGCUUCGAAAUCUCUUCACCUUGUGAACUUGGAGGGUUUCAAUGACGAAGCGGUGGUGAACUUUCAAGUGCUAACGAAAGGAUCGAACAGCUUACUCGGUGUAAGUUGCGAAGCUCAUUUCUACUUGAUCGAUCCCAACAAGAAAAAAUCAUUGAUUUUGGCAAAGUAUAAUGUAAAUGCGAGCAUUGCGUCAGAAUUCAGCAAAGAUGGAAAAAAUAUCAUUAUUGCCACCACCAGCCAAAUUUUAAUUUAUGACUUCCCUUCGGGCAAUGUAGUUAGAAAAUGGCAAGAGGAUGUCUCAAAGAUGAAGAUUGUCGAUGAGUUCAUCUUAAUCCUUAAUAGUGUUGGGGAGCUAAGUGUGUUUUCAUUAAACAAAGAGGGCUGCAUAUGCAAAAUAACAGUAAUGGAGUCCGAAAUUAUUGAGUGCACUAGUAUCGAGAAUUCGAUCAUGAUUGCUUGGCUGGACGUCAAUGAACCAAAAUUCAAAACUGUGCCAUUUCAAGAGAUAAUAGCGUCUGACAAAAUAGUGUUGAAUGAAGAUAUAGAGGGAAACACAGCCUUGUCAGAAACAGACAGAAUCACAAGAAAAAAUUCUAUUGAUGGUGACGAAGAGGAUAAUACAGUUUCUCCGAAAAAGGUUUCAAAGGCGGAACAGGACGAGCUUACUCAAUCAUUAAUAAGCACUUUAGAUUCGGGAGAUGAUAUUGAACAAAUUACAAGCAUAAUGCAAUUGGAUACAUGGUCAGAACAAAGAAUCAAAUCUUUUAUUUUGAUACAACUACAGACAGUCGUAGCUACAAAAAGGCUUCUUGAAGCUGCUAUUAUGAAAUUACAAGAAAAUUUGUGGGCUAAGUCAAAUUCAAUUUUCAUAUGGUUUAAGUGGUUAAUCACAUUGAAAGGAGAUUCUUUUCUGACAAAAGAUUUUCGCAAACAAUUAAAACUUAUAAAAAUAGGCCUGAGGUCGUCAACUGAAACUCUACCUACUUUACUGGGAAUUCAAGGGAGACUUGAAUUGUUAAAAAAGCAAGAGCAAAUGAGAGUCGAGUUUGCCAAACUGAAUUUUGUUGAGGACGAGGUGGAUGCGGAAAACAUAGAAUACGGGGAAGCCCAAGGAGAUACAGGAGAUAAUGACGAUGCCGAGGACUCAAUAUCCUACGCUAAUGGAGAGGGAGAUACUUUUGUUGAUGCCUCUGAACAUAGGGAUUCGAUUUGA
Zygotorulaspora mrakii is the source of this 1734-nucleotide messenger RNA. RefSeq names its product Utp9p (gene UTP9). NCBI's taxonomy places the organism in Eukaryota, Fungi, Ascomycota, Saccharomycetes, Saccharomycetales, Saccharomycetaceae. Gene Ontology annotation, molecular function: protein binding. The transcript has a single exon. The record is from RefSeq and is a predicted model, not a curated record. The coding region runs from base 1 to 1734 and encodes 577 amino acids.